This is a messenger RNA of Andrographis paniculata, 1446 nucleotides long. RefSeq lists its product as uncharacterized. The transcript has 2 exons. The record is from RefSeq and is a predicted model, not a curated record. Lineage: Eukaryota; Viridiplantae; Streptophyta; Magnoliopsida; Lamiales; Acanthaceae. Bases 445 to 1419 code for a protein of 324 amino acids.
AUCCUGGGAUUUCUUUUCGGUUUGACUUCUCUCUUAGAACACAGUUCCUCCUUUCAUGGCUGCCCCCACCACUCCCGCUAUAUCCUUUUAUUGCAUAAAAGCAUCGUCUCUGAACCCACGCUUCUCCUCUCUCUCUCUCUCUCUCUCUCUCUCUCUAGAUUACGAACAGAAUGAAAAAUCAAGCUACUUCUCUGUCUCUCUCAUGAUGAAACCCUAAUUCUGUACACAAACACAUAUAUUAAAGAAGAAGAAGAAGAACAAGCAGGUUUUCUGAAUUACUGAGAAAUAUUAUAUCCAUAUCCGAUUGCUGGUUGAUGUCUUUGCUGCUGAUAAAGAAGAGUGGUGGAAGAAUAUCAGCUGUUUAAUGGAAGCCGUGGGUCUCGUCUGAAAGCUCGAAGCUUUUUUAAUCGGGAAUUCUAAGCUGCAACUAAUUGCUAAGAAAAAAUGGACUCCGGCAACAGCGGCAGCCUCCAGUCCUCCAGCGGCGGCGGCGGCGACGAGGAGUUCGAUUCACACGCCGCCGACUCCUUCAUCAUAACUUCCCACGCCGGCGGCCUCCCCAUCUCGCCGCCGGCGUUCGAUCCGAUUUCCAGCUAUAUGCAGUUCGGCGGGCAAAACCCGAAUCCAUUAUUCCUCAAUCCAAACGUCAUAUGGAGCGGACCCGGACCCGUGAGAUCCGACCCGAUCCCGAGCGGUCCGCAUGAAUUCAAUCACAACCUGUUGCAAACUGGGUCGCCCGUUUUCCAGCCACCGGCGACUACGAUCGCGGCGGAUGCUCCGGCGGCGCUGAACCCGCCGAGAAACCCGAGGAAGAGAUCCAGAGCCUCCCGGCGGGCGCCGACCACCGUCCUGACGACUGACGCCAACAAUUUCCGAGCUAUGGUCCAGGAGUUCACCGGAAUCCCGGCGCCGCCGUUCGCCAGUUCAUCUCUGCCGAGAAAUCGGUUCGAUCUCUUCGGCUCGAGAUCCGCCGCCGCGGAGCCGUCGUUCUUCCGCCGUCCCUUUCCACAUAAACCCCAAUCACCGCCGGCGCCACCGCCAUUCUUCAAUCUCCCAAACCCUAUCCUCAAUUCUCUUCUCCAAUCGACCCCCAAAUUCUUCCCUCCAAAACCAAACCUCCACGAUUCCUUUGAAGUCCCUCCCGCCGGCGCCAAAAUCGACUGCCUGGAAGACUUCUGCCUGUCCUCCGGCGGCCACACCGGCCUACCGAACCUCAUUCCCGGCGAUCAAAUCGGCGCACAUAAAAAUCCCGAUCAUUCCGCGACCUGGAAGCACAAUGACGACGUCGUCGUCAAUGGCGGGUACAGCUUCCCGACCGGGAAAUCAAACGUGGCAGCGUCGUCUUCGGCGGAGAAAGCGCCGGAAAACAUUGGCGGGAGAGAAGGUAUGAUGGAAUCAUGGAUAUGUUCAUCAGAGUAGGAAAUGAUUACGGCGGAGAAAGUGAAA